This is a messenger RNA of Linum trigynum, 468 nucleotides long. NCBI's taxonomy places the organism in Eukaryota, Viridiplantae, Streptophyta, Magnoliopsida, Malpighiales, Linaceae. The record is from the annotation of a GenBank genome assembly.
AUGAUGCAUGGGAAAGUUCCCAUAAUAAUGAUAUACGGGAAAACAACAAUCUUUCAUCUCCCAUUCUCUUCCUUUCAAAUUUCUUUCCACCAGAACCCUCCCCCGGCGUCUUCUCAUUGGAGCAAACCCUCCCUCGGGCGGUCCACCCUCUGUCGGCCAACUUCCAUCAGCGGCCCAACUUAUCGUUGCCUCCCUUCCGCCGACCCUCUCCCAUCCCUCCGUUCCCCUCGACUCUCCUCUCCGGGGACAUCGCCUUCAUCACUUCACGCUGCCGGAAAUCAUCAAUAUGAUCUGGACGAUUCCGUCUCUAACGUCGAGCAUAUGGAAGACGGCGGCGCUGCCGUGAACGUGAAGCCGAUUGGAGAUGCCGAGGAACACCAAAACAAUCUCAGUAAGGAUCUGUAUGCAUGUCCCGUCAACUUCUCCCACCCGACAAUGUACCAGUACACUGGUAUUUUGUAUAAUUAA